Messenger RNA from Mizuhopecten yessoensis (Yesso scallop), 6093 nucleotides. RefSeq lists its product as uncharacterized. Bases 19 to 1773 code for a protein of 584 amino acids. The transcript is spliced from 8 exons. The record is from RefSeq and is a predicted model, not a curated record. Lineage: Eukaryota; Metazoa; Mollusca; Bivalvia; Pectinida; Pectinidae.
ACGAGGAAGAGGUUCCACAUGGCCGUGUCAGCUGGUAGGCUGGGGUAUUUUAUACUCGUCGAUGUGAUAUUUAUAACCAACGGAUUCGUUUGGAAUAUACAUGACAUGAUGUCCUCUCGUCCGUUUGUGACCCGGCGUCUGUCUAACGGACAAGAUCGAGUGGACAUUGUCUGUCCAGACAAUCACGUUAUGCUGUCACCUUACAUAGCGUAUGGAGCGUCCGUCGGACGUCGUUCGUCUACUUUACGUCUCGAGAGGGACUGUUUGGGCACGGACAGUCAAUUGGUCAAGCAGUCUGACCAAUGUGUGACGAACAACACAUGUAGCGUUUCUUUAAGAAAGGGUUUACGUCUGACCAACAUUUUGAGUGGACCAAACAAAAAAUGCCUCAAAAAUUUCCCGAAGUUUAUCACUAUUUCCUUACCAAAGUGUGUUCUAAAAGAUCAGAUUCGUGAUAUAUGUUCUGACGGAUUAGAGGCAAGGUACACGACCGGUAUUCUUGGGCGGCACACAGAUAUUCCAAACACCAACCCAACGGAAAAGUCGUGUCAUAAGAUUAUGUCAUUUCUUACAAAUGUGACGAUGUCGAUGAAACUUGAAAAAUUCGACAGUAACACAAGUUAUCACGUGAUUAUACAAUGGACAACACAGGCAGGGAUGAACGAAACCAGGACUCUUAGAUACCAUCAUGAAACAUUCACUGGAACUGGAAAUAAUUUUAAUGUGACAUGGGAAACUCGGGACCAAGACGUAGCUAAACCCGACUUUUAUCUAAUUUAUAAUGUACAACUUCAAGGUGGAUACCAAAACGGGAGCGCGUCACGUAGUCCAGUCUCCGAGCUACCCAUGGCGUCUCUAAGAAGCGCCAUGACAUGGAAGGACAACCAGAUGUCGUUCGCUUGCCCCAAAGGAUCCCUUCUGUAUUCUCCCCAACUAAUGGUUGGAGUGGGAAAGAGGUUGACCUGUGCUGGUAUUACUCCAAGUUUGUUGGUGCAGAUCAAUAACUGUUAUUGGGAGCGGAAUUGUAACAUCAACUGGAAGGGUCCUGCCACGGUGACUCUGUCUGAUUCUCUCCCCUGUCUGGGAAAGACGGCUGCAGUCAUGUCAACUACCGGAUACCAAUGCAUCAGACAAGAAAACGUCGUAAAUAUGUGUAGUAGGUAUGCCUCCGAGGUAGUCAACAAGGCUUCUGGUAUCAUCCGAAGUCACAACAUUUAUCCGUGGGACUACGGGGCGGAGGAGGUGGACUGCAGGAAGGUUAUUAAGGUAGGAAAGGGAAGACAACUCUUACUGAAAAUUGAGACUUCCCAGGUUGACGAAAGCCGCGAUACGUUCAGGAUUAGGCAUAUCAAAGGGAAAACGAAGACAUUAGUUGUUGAAGGAAACAUAAAACUAUUUAACACCACCUUAUCAGGGGGGAGUGUGGAACUCUCCCUCACAGUCUCAAGGAGGUCAAAAACUGGCAAAGGAUUCCUCGUACACUUUGAAAAAAUCGGGAAAAGGCAUAGAGCCCCUCAAUCGCAACAUCGGCAAAAAAGUACUUUAAUGAAAAAACGUAAACAGCAAAACAGACAUAGACGACAUAGAGUCAGUAAUAGAAGGAAAAGAAACAGAAGAAGAACGUACAAUAAGUCUAAAAGAAGAAAGUCCAAUAAGUCUAAAAGAAGAAAGUCCAAUAAAUCUAAAAGAAGAAAGUCCAAUAGGUUUAAAGAAGGAAGUCCAAUAAGUCUAAAAGAAGAAAGUCCAAUAGGUUUAAAGAAGAAAGUCCAAUAAGUCUAAAAGAAGAAAGUCCAAUAAAUCUAAAAGAAGAAAGUCCAAUAAGUCUAAAAGAAGAAAGUCCAAUAGGUUUAAAGAAGAAAAAAAGCUCGUGGAUUAAGAAAAUUCCUUAAUAUAAUUGGCCGAUGUGAUAUUUGAAAAAACGUGCAAUACGAAUAUAGAAUCAUCAGUCAUAUGGUCGCCUAAGUGGAGUCAGAUUGAUUAACCCUUAUCUAACCCUAGGGUAUAAUCCUCCCAUCAGGUUUUUAUUAAAACAUGAGACGAAAAGACGGAAAGACUACAGAUUAUUACGUACCUCAGUUAUCGUGUGAACAUUGAACGCUCCCGAUAUGUGUCCUUAUAUUUUAGACCUAACAUACUUAUCUUCGGAUUUACCUUUCUGCUAUUUUGCUUUACUUACAGUCACUCUAGGCGUUCUAAUUGCUAAUACUAAUGUCAAUAUUCAACCCAUUUAGUAAUUGUAGGAUCUGAAGUUUGAUUUUUAUAAUGUAAUGCAAAAAGCGAUCUCAAUUUCCCUCUUCAACAAUAACAUUUAUUCCACUGUUAAUGUAUUAAUGCAGCAGAGAAUCAUCACUGUCAUCGAUAUCGUGGCAUAACGUUUCUUUCAAGUCAUUUCCCCAAAGUACAUGUAUAUAGAGGGUAUCCAACUUCACCAGUGUGUCUAAUAUUUUGCUCGUGUUGCGCACUCGUGAAAGAUAUUAAAUAAUAACCAAAAAAGUGAAAUAUAUAUGGUAUUACUGAAGACACUGUUAGAUAUUCUGUUUAUUACAUAUUUUUACGAAAACCUACCCCGGAACGGGAAGUGACACAUCAAGCUGACAAUACUUGAUCUGGUUCCUUUUAACAAUAACAUGUCUACACAACCGUACGCGAUAAAAUAUAGACCUAUCUGCCAAUAUUUUAAUAAAAUAUAAAAACUCAUCAUUAAUUCUUUUAAUAAUCUAUUUUAAUAAAAGAAAGGUACUUUAUUUCAUAUUUUUAUAAAGCAUGCCAAACUACUAUCAUAAUGUAAUUUUGUUUUAAAUGUCCCGUCAUCAACUCAGAUCACUACGCGUUGUUAAAAAGCGCCUAAUCUUAAAUGUGGGGAGUUGGGAAAAUGCAUAGUUGUUGUGUUACCACUUAUCCUGAUGGUCAAUAUCAAAAUAUAAUAAUAAUAAUAAUUAUAAAGGCUUUAUUUAUUCUUGAUAACAUAUUGAGCAUGAAACUCAUCUUGCAUAUGUUCAGGAUACAAUGUAUGAUAAAAUGUACAAUAUUUACAGCUUUAAGAAAUAUACAUGUACAUGUAUAAAAUACAGAAUAAGGGAGGAAAUCAUAAAUCAUUUCAAGUAAAAGUGCUUUGCAGAUAUCUUAAAUUCUAAAAAUGAAGUACAAUUUCUAAUAUUACUUGGUAAAAGAUUCUAUGUAAGGGGUCCCUGAUAAAAGAUUUUCUAAAAAUGUUCGUCUUAUGACAUGGCAAGUAAAACACAUUGGUAGAUGAUGAUUUUGUAGUUAUACCCUGUUACGUAAAAUCAUUCAAAUGUUAUGGAGCUAGAUUAUUAAGUAUCUUGUACAUAAAACCUGCUUGAUUGUAUAAAAUUCUUUUGUGAAAAGGUUACCAAUUUAGUUUUUUGAACAUAUCAUAGGAACGUGUGGAAAAAUCACAUUUUAAAACAAUUCUGGCUCCUCUCUUUUGCAGGCGUUCUAAUUUUACAAUAUUAUUUUUUAACUGUUUCCCCAAACACUUGAGCAAUUAUCUAGAUGUGACUUAACAAAGCAGUUUUUUAAGAGAGACAAUCAUCUAGGGACACUCCCAAAAGGUUUUUUCACAUUUUACAUUUUCAAUGUUUACAUUGUUGAUAAGAACGGAAAAUUCUUUUGUUAAUUUACAUUUUUUUUCUGUGAAGUAGUAACAAGCAUGUCUUUUGUUUUUUCUGUUUACACACAUUUUGUUUUCAUCGCACCAUUUUGACACUAAUUUUGCAUCAACAUUGAGGUUGGUAUUUAUAAUGUCAAGUGAUUUCCCUUGUGAUUGCGCUGCGGUGUCAUCAGCGUACGUAUACAAAGAACUUUGUUUUGUAAUCAGGGGCAGGUCAUUUACAUAUAAAAUGAACAAAAGUGGCCCCAAUAUUGACCCUUGAGGGACACCGACUGUAAGAGGGAGAGAAUCACUCAAAGUGUUCUUAAAGUUUAAAAUUUGUGGUCAGACAUUUUUUUUUAAAAAAAUGGUCAUGAUUAUGUUUUUCUGGGCAUUUUGAUAAAACAGGAAGUACUGAUAUUGGCCUGUAAUUUCACAAAAGCUCUUUUUUACCCUUUUUAAAGAGAGGGCAUACUUUCGCAUACUUCCAAACUUCCGGAAAACUGUUUGUGUCAAUACUAAAAUUCAUUAGUUUACAAACAAUUGGAGCAAUGGAUUUAGCACAGUACUUCAAAAAUUUUGUGCUUAUGUUGUCGAAUCCGGUGGCUUUGUUGACAGCUAAGUUCAAUUAAAAGGUUUCGAUAAAAGUUAUUUCAACUUGAGGAAUAUUAAAAAUGUUACCCCUCAGCUUUUCUUUUAUAUACGCUUCAAGUCUAUUUAACGUAUCUGUCGUUAUUACAUGAUUCUUUUACAUAUUGAUCUGCUAUAUUAGUGAAAUACUCAUUAAAACAAUUUUCUAUUUCAGCUUCAUCAGUAAUAUCAUUGUCAUUUGGAUCUUUUAUAAAACUCGGUAAACUGGAAGAUUUCUUUGGACACAUUUUUUUGUAAUUCUUCCAGUAAUUAUUGAAAAUUUUACACUGAUCUAGAGCAGAAGUGAGAAAAGUUGAUUUUGCAGAUUUUAUCAUCGCUGUUACUUUGUUUCUACAUUUGCGAUAUAGGUCUAUUCGUCCCUCACAUUUGUGUUUGUUCCUUAUUUGUAUUGCCAGGUUUAUAUCAUCAGUCCACCAGUAAGGGAAUUUUUUGAUAACGCACCCUCUUUUCUUUAAUUUGGGCGUGUUUGUCAACUAUAUCCAGGAACAAGGUUUGGAAAGUUUGUAGCAUGUCAUCUAUAUUGUCAAACACAUCCAAACAUGACCAUGGCACAUUUUCAAUGUCUCUGUUGAAAGCUUCAUGGUUGAAGUUUUUCAUGUAUCUAUAUUUAAUGAAGUUUUUUUUUAUCUUUUGAUCUUUCUUGCUGUUAAUUCUGACAGCGCUGACCGGAAAAUGGUCACUCAUUGAUAUAGUACGUACUUCAGUGUACGAUAUUUUUUUCUGGUAAAUGAUAAAUGAUAAAUGGUUAUCCUGAUUUAUCAAUAUCACUGUCAGAUAUGAACCUUGCUCUCUAAUACCUACUGUCAAUCGCUUAGCCUAACUUGGGACUUGGAGAUGCUGACAAAAAGAUAGAGUAUGCUGACCUGUAUAGCCUGCUGGCUUCCUUGAAAUGAAAGUUAACUGAGGAACGAAACGUUGUGUUUCCUCCAGAGAGUAGUUGCCCAAUGAUAGGAAAUAGAUGUAAUUAUUCCGGGCAGUUAAAUGGGCGGAUUUUCAGGAGGCCUGCGUAUCGUUAAGCUACUCAGCCUUUGACCAGAUGGGCAGCUUGUAAUUUUUCCCAUUGAAGUUUGUUAUCUGUAUUUUGAUUGGUCAGAUAAGAAAAAGUUAUAUAUUUCACAAGUGAAAAAUAUCACGUUAAUAGAAUGAAAAUGUAAUAAAGUACAAUAUUCUACGUGACUCAGGGACUCUUAGAUUCCUAUAAUUGUUUUACGUACCUCUGUCUAUUAUUGUUAUGAUCUAAUUCCAUUGGGUGAUCAAUACCUUAAUAUAAUUGUCGAUUUCAUUUUUAAUUUUUCAAAUCUAUCAAAUUUCUCGUCGUUGCAUUUCUCUAUCAGGUUUAAUUGCUGAUUUGUCUUGUUGGACAGGCGAGAUACUAGGCACGAAAGUGCAAAUUAGAUAGUUCAUGACAGAUGAAUGUGGAAUGUGGAAUCCGUUUUUAUUUAUUGAGUUAAGGUAGGCAUCAUAUAAUGAGGACAACUUGUGAAAGUAAUGACACGGUUAUGGCUUUACACUGCAGUGACGGAUUCAUUUAAGUGUCUUGCACUGCAGUGACGGAUUUAUGUGUCUUGGCCGCAUCUUUAAUAGGUUCUGUUUCAAAAAUCAUGGUUUGGCGGCUGGUUAAGUAUUAUCAAGCUCUAUUUGUGGUUUGUUCUAGACGUAAGUCUAUUGUCGCAUGUAAACUCAGGGUAUAUAUUGCCUUUUUGUUACAUUUUUUCUAUAAUUGUAUGUAUUAAUGAAUCCAUGUUAAGCAUACACUUACAUGUAUAUUUAGCACUAGUAUCUUACAUAUUUCUUAUAUCUGACCAUUAUGUACUACUUAAUAAAGAUUUUGG